GGAGCAGCCGUAUGCGCACAUGUGUUCAGUCGGACUGUGAGUGUCUGCGUGCGUUUCCGUGAGAGCAGAGACAAACUAAAGUCGGACAAAGCAGAAGAGUCCCGAGUACAGCGACGGUUUUACCACCUCAUAUAUAUCAACAUGAAGCCAGGGUUCAGCCCUCGUGGGGACAGAGGAGGACGAGGAGGAUUUGGUGGACGAGGGGGAGGACGAGGAGGCUUUGGUGGAAGAGGGGGAUUUGGUGACCGAGGAGGAAGAGGGGGAUUUGGUGACCGAGGAGGAAGAGGGGGAUUUGGUGACCGAGGAGGAAGAGGUGGUUUCAGGUCUCCAGAUCGUGGAGGAUUCCGGGGCAGAGGGGGUGGAAGAGGCACCCCAAGAGGAAGAGGAGGUGGCAGAGGAGGCUUUGGUGCAGGAAGGAAGGUCUUGGUUGAGCCACACAGACAUGAAGGAGUCUUCAUCUGCAGAGGGAAGGAAGAUGCUCUGGUGACCAAGAACAUGGUGGUUGGAGAGUCUGUGUAUGGAGAGAAGAGGAUCAAUGUGGAGGAAGGAGAGACGAAGAUUGAGUAUAGAGCCUGGAAUCCCUUUCGCUCAAAGCUUGCAGCUGCCAUCUUGGGAGGAGUAGACCAGAUUCAUAUCAAGCCAGGAGCAAAGGUCAUGUACCUGGGAGCUGCCAGUGGCACCACGGUAUCCCACGUCUCUGACAUUGUUGGACCGGAGGGACUAGUUUAUGCUGUGGAGUUUUCCCAUCGCUCGGGUCGUGACCUUCUCAACGUAGCAAAGAAACGCACCAACAUCAUUCCGAUCAUCGAAGAUGCUCGCCACCCUCAUAAAUACCGCAUGCUGGUUGGCAUGGUGGAUGUGAUUUUUGCUGACGUUGCCCAGCCUGACCAGACGAGGAUUGUCGCUUUGAAUGCUCACAACUUCUUGAAGAAUGGUGGCCACUUUGUUAUCUCCAUAAAGGCUAACUGUAUAGACUCGACGGCGGCUCCAGAGGCAGUGUUUGCCGCAGAGGUGAAGAAGAUGGGUGCUGAGAACAUGAAGCCACAGGAGCAGCUCACACUGGAGCCCUAUGAGAGGGACCAUGCGGUGGUGGUGGGCAUCUACAGAGCUCCACCAAAACAGAAGAAAUGAAGUGUGGAUGAAAACAUGGGGAAAACCGUUUUCCCGUUUGAAACCACCUCCCUUUUUGAUUACUGUCUGUUUCCCUCCUCUCCACAUCUACACCCGGCUGUUGGUAGAUUUCUGCAGUGUGGAAGCAUAACUAGCACUUGGGGUAAAAUUUGGCUGUGUUCCCUUUUUUUUUGGACUGUUAACUGACCAACCACCCUUACUCCUAGUCAAGUGCUGUAGAGGUGUUUGGAUGAGCCCAGGAGCAUGAGGCAAGUGUUUGUUAGAAAAAAAGUAAAUUAUGCAGCCAAGUUUAAGAGAACUAGUAGCUUUCUACCCUGGGAAACUGAUAUUAUAAACAUUGAUUUAUAAAGCUUUAUUGUUCUAUGUAGUUACACAUUUGCUGAGGGUACCACAUGCUUCAAGUGUAUGGUCAGUGUAUUAUUUUAUUAUCUUUUCACUUCUGUGUUCCGAUGCUUUUCUUCUCUUCCUCUUCCUUAUCCUUUCUCAGAGUGCCUCUUUCCCUAGAUUGUUGGGUAUAUCCCAAGUAAUUCACACAUCAUACCCCAGAUGACUGGUAUUUUUAAUUGUUUGAACUUCUGUAUGGUAAAAUACUUAAGGUGGUGCACAUGUAGAGCUUCAGAUUUACCUCAGUAAACUGACCUGUGUCUCUGUACAAAUAUAGAAAGUGACUUUUUCACUCACACUUGUAAUUUGAUACCAGUAUAACUUUUGUGUUGACUGACUAUGAAACAGAAAAGUUGUAGAUAUUUUACAACAUGCUUGAAAGUUUUUUGU
Messenger RNA from Solea senegalensis (Senegalese sole), 1905 nucleotides. RefSeq names its product fibrillarin (gene fbl). Gene Ontology annotation, biological process: box C/D sno(s)RNA 3'-end processing; rRNA methylation. Gene Ontology annotation, molecular function: rRNA methyltransferase activity; RNA binding; histone H2AQ104 methyltransferase activity. Bases 142 to 1131 code for a protein of 329 amino acids. The transcript has 9 exons. Gene Ontology annotation, cellular component: nucleolus; small-subunit processome; Cajal body. NCBI's taxonomy places the organism in Eukaryota, Metazoa, Chordata, Actinopteri, Pleuronectiformes, Soleidae. The record is from RefSeq and is a predicted model, not a curated record.